AUGCGUGCGCAAAAUAAUCUACGGCUCGUCCUGAGCGAUACACAUUUUCUUCUUCAAUUUGCAAGAUCAAACACCCCGAGAGUAGGAGGCACGAAAGAUUUCAUCUCGCAGCUUAGAGUCGUUGAGAUUUGUGACGUUGGCCAGACGAGGAUCAGGCAUGAUAACCUGUCUGCGUCCAAGUUAUGUAUUUCUUCUGCUGGACUUCACAUUAGACAGGUGGGAGUGGGUAGGCAGCUGACUAUGCCCGUUCUUGUCGGGGCAGCAAUGAUACUGAGUAGUACUUCCAAAAGCCACGCAUUCGUCUCACAGAUUUCCAGGUCCAGAGAUUGUAUUUCUCAGAACGAGGCUAAGCCGGGUGGUUGGCGCAAUGGGUUCCGCGUUGAAAACACCAAAGGUUGA
Messenger RNA from Pseudocercospora fijiensis CIRAD86, 399 nucleotides. RefSeq lists its product as uncharacterized. The record is from RefSeq and is a predicted model, not a curated record. The coding region runs from base 1 to 399 and encodes 132 amino acids. NCBI's taxonomy places the organism in Eukaryota, Fungi, Ascomycota, Dothideomycetes, Mycosphaerellales, Mycosphaerellaceae. The transcript is spliced from 8 exons.